Molecule: messenger RNA, 1489 nt
Organism: Equus caballus (horse)
Lineage: Eukaryota; Metazoa; Chordata; Mammalia; Perissodactyla; Equidae
Source: RefSeq, a predicted model, not a curated record
AGCAUGUCUCUCCCCGUCCCCCUCCCGCCCAGUGUGUCACAACAGCGGAGGCGGCCGUAUCUGGAGCAGUUGGGGUGGGCAGGCCCAGCGAGGAGGCGAGCCGGCGAGGAGAGCGGCCGCGAUGCGGGAAUGCAUAUCAGUCCACGUGGGUCAAGCGGGAGUUCAGAUUGGCAAUGCUUGCUGGGAGCUCUUCUGCCUGGAACAUGGCAUCCAGGCGGAUGGCACCUUUGCUGCCCAGACCAGCAAGAUCAACGACGACGACUCAUUCACCACCUUUUUCAGUGAGACUGGCAAUGGGAAGCACGUGCCCCGGGCUGUCAUGGUAGAUCUGGAGCCUACUGUAGUAGAUGAGGUUCGGGCAGGAACCUACCGCCAACUCUUUCAUCCAGAGCAGCUGAUCACAGGAAAGGAGGAUGCAGCUAACAACUAUGCCCGGGGCCACUACACAGUGGGCAAGGAGAGCAUCGACCUGGUGCUGGACCGCAUACGGAAGCUGACAGAUGCCUGCUCUGGCCUGCAGGGCUUCCUGAUCUUCCACAGUUUUGGUGGUGGCACUGGCUCAGGCUUCACUUCUCUGCUGAUGGAACGCCUCUCUCUGGAUUAUGGCAAGAAGUCCAAACUAGAGUUUGCUAUUUACCCGGCCCCCCAGGUCUCUACUGCAGUAGUCGAGCCUUACAACUCUAUCCUGACCACCCACACCACACUGGAACAUUCAGAUUGUGCUUUCAUGGUGGAUAAUGAAGCCAUCUAUGACAUCUGCCGCAGGAACCUAGACAUUGAGCGUCCCACGUAUACCAACCUCAACCGCCUCAUCAGCCAGAUUGUGUCCUCCAUCACUGCCUCUCUCCGCUUUGAUGGGGCUCUCAAUGUGGACCUCACCGAGUUCCAGACCAACCUGGUGCCCUACCCCCGCAUCCACUUCCCCCUGGUCACAUAUGCACCCAUCAUUUCUGCUGAGAAAGCCUAUCAUGAACAACUCUCUGUGGCUGAGAUCACCAGCUCCUGCUUUGAGCCCAACAGCCAGAUGGUGAAGUGUGACCCGAGACAUGGCAAGUACAUGGCCUGCUGCAUGCUCUACCGCGGGGAUGUGGUGCCCAAGGAUGUGAAUGUUGCUAUUGCCGCCAUCAAGACCAAGAGGACCAUCCAGUUUGUAGACUGGUGUCCCACAGGUUUCAAGGUGGGCAUCAACUACCAGCCACCUACUGUGGUACCGGGAGGGGACCUGGCCAAAGUCCAGCGGGCUGUCUGCAUGCUGAGCAACACCACAGCAAUUGCGGAGGCCUGGGCCCGCCUUGACCACAAGUUUGACCUCAUGUAUGCCAAGCGGGCCUUUGUGCAUUGGUAUGUUGGAGAGGGAAUGGAAGAAGGAGAAUUUUCCGAGGCCAGGGAAGACCUGGCUGCCCUGGAGAAGGAUUAUGAAGAAGUGGGGACUGAUUCGUUUGAAGAGGAAAAUGAAGGGGAGGAAUUUUAAAUAUACAUGUUCCUCUUG